AUGGGGGAUAUCUUAACCCGUGCUGGGAUGUCUGACUGCAAACCCCUGGCAACACCAGCUGCGGUAACCCAGUCGGCUACCCCGUCAGAUCACCUGUUCGACAACCCAACUCAGUAUCGUCGGCUCGUCGGGGCUCUACAGUAUCUAACAAUCACUCGGUCGGAUCUCUCCUUCACCGUGAACCAGCUUUGUCAGUUUAUGCAUUCCCCCACCGAUGAUCAUUGGGGAUUGCUGAAACAAGUCUUGCGAUAUGUUAAAGGCACACAUGACUAUGGUUUACAUCUCUUGGGUUCGGCAUAUUCUGACAUUCAUGCAUUCCCAGAUUCAGACUGGGCCGGUUGCCCGGUCGACAGGAAGUCUGCCAGUGGUUAUGCAGUGUUCCUCGGGUCUAACCUCAUCUCCUGGGUCUCGCGCAAGUAG
Molecule: messenger RNA, 420 nt
Organism: Ipomoea nil (Japanese morning glory)
Lineage: Eukaryota; Viridiplantae; Streptophyta; Magnoliopsida; Solanales; Convolvulaceae
Exons: 1
Coding region: 1-420 (139 amino acids)
Source: RefSeq, a predicted model, not a curated record